This is a messenger RNA of Symbiodinium sp. CCMP2456, 382 nucleotides long. NCBI's taxonomy places the organism in Eukaryota, Dinophyceae, Suessiales, Symbiodiniaceae. The record is from the annotation of a GenBank genome assembly.
GAAGAUGAACGAAAAGGACCUCCAAAAGAAGACACGGUCAUUGCGAGCCAAGCACAAGAAGACCGACGUGGAGGAUCGGGAGGAGAUCAUGGUGGACGAGAUCCUUCUGAUCGGUGCAGCAACCUGGACGCCAGCUGUGCGAGAGAUGCUGACAUUGUGCACCGGGGUGCAACCAAGCAACGCCGUCAUCGAUCCGGAGACGGCCGUGGCACUUGGUGCCGUGAUUCUCGCAUCCAUCAUGGACAACCAAAUGGUUGACAUGCAGGUACACUCCAAUUGGCGCGCAGCCUGGACCCAGUACUUGCUCGACAGACCAGAGCUGGUCGAGAAGCUGCAGGCUGAGAAGCAGCAGAAGACGGUGUUGGCUGGUGACGUCUCCUAG